This is a messenger RNA of Acanthochromis polyacanthus (spiny chromis), 2333 nucleotides long. It is a transcript of the gene gphna, whose product is annotated as gephyrin a. Gene Ontology annotation, cellular component: postsynaptic membrane; postsynaptic specialization; dendrite. Gene Ontology annotation, molecular function: molybdopterin molybdotransferase activity. The record is from RefSeq and is a predicted model, not a curated record. Lineage: Eukaryota; Metazoa; Chordata; Actinopteri; Pomacentridae. Gene Ontology annotation, biological process: postsynaptic neurotransmitter receptor diffusion trapping; establishment of synaptic specificity at neuromuscular junction; glycine receptor clustering.
AAAGGACACAGUGGAGCCGUCCUCCAGAGGUGCAGCAGCACUCCGCCACCACCACAGCUCUGUUUCUAUGUAGCGCCGUCACAGUGCAGACAGAGGUUGUAAACAUGGCGGCGGACGGGAUGGUGCUCACCAACCACGACCAUCAGACCCGAGUGGGGAUUCUGACAGUCAGUGACAGCUGCUACAAGAACUUGGCUGAGGACAGGAGUGGAGUCAACCUGAAGGACCUGGUCCAUGAUCCCUCUCUACUAGGAGGAGUCAUUUCUGCCUACAAAAUUGUUCCAGAUGAGAUUGAUGAAAUCAAGGAAACUCUUCUGGAGUGGUGUGAUGAACAGGAGCUGAAUCUUAUUCUCACCACUGGAGGAACUGGCUUUGCACCCCGAGAUGUUACACCUGAGGCCACCAGAGAGGUGAUAGAGCGAGAGGCCCCGGGUAUGGCUCUAGCCAUGCUGAUGGGUUCCCUCAACGUUACACCACUAGGCAUGCUGUCCAGGCCCGUUUGUGGGAUUCGUGGUAAAACCUUGAUCAUCAACCUUCCAGGGAGCAAGAAAGGCUCCCAGGAGUGUUUCCAGUUCAUCCUGCCAGCGCUGCCCCACGCCAUCGACCUGCUGCGCGAGGCCACGGUCCGGGUUAAAUCCACGCACGCCGCCCUGGAACAGCUGCCAUCGCCUUCCCCUCUGCUGGCCAACACGCACACCAACACACACUCCAACACACACACCAUGGAGCGCGGCACCCAGUGUGAGGAAGAGGAGGACGAAGAGGAGGACAGGAGGAGAGGUCGACACGUGCACAACCACCACCAUCACCAGCACGGCUCCUCCCACAUCACCGCAGCCGCUAUCGCUGCCAAGAUCCCGGACUCGAUCAUUUCUCGAGGCGUUCAGGUGCUUCCUCGAGAUUCGGCCUCUUUAAGCUCCACCCCCUCCGAGUCACCGCGGGCAACACAGGCGACCUCCCGCCUUUCCACCGCCUCAUGCCCGACACCCAAGGUUCAGUCACGAUGUGGCAGUAAUGAGAACAUUCUGAGAGCCAGCCACAGUGCGGUGGACAUCAGUAAAGUGGCACGCCGUCACCGCAUGUCUCCAUUCCCACUGACAUCAAUGGACAAGGCCUUUAUCACUGUUCUAGAGAUGACACCUAUCCUGGGAAUCGAAGUCAUCAACUACAGAGAUGGUUUGGGGCGAGUGCUUGCUCAGGACAUCUAUGCCAAAGAUAACCUUCCUCCGUUCCCCGCCUCGGUUAAAGAUGGCUACGCUGUACGAGCUGCUGACGGCCCUGGAGAUCGCUUCAUCAUGGGGGAGUCCCAGGCUGGACAACAGCCCACCCAUACAGUGAUGCCAGGUCAGGUGAUGAGGGUCACCACCGGAGCUCCGAUUCCCUGUGGAGCUGAUGCUGUGGUCCAAGUAGAAGAUACAGAGCUGCUGAGGGAGUCUGAAGAUGGCACAGAGGAGCUGGAGGUGAGGAUCAUGGUCCAGGCCCGGCCCGGACAGGACAUCAGGCCGAUCGGUCACGACAUCAGGCGAGGAGAGUGUGUGUUGGCUAAAGGGACUCAUAUGGGCCCGUCAGAGAUCGGCCUGCUGGCUACUGUCGGAGUGACCGAGGUCAGCGUGCACAAGUUCCCUGUGGUGGCCGUCAUGUCCACUGGAAAUGAGCUGUUGAAUCCAGAGGAUGAUCUCCACCCAGGGAAGAUCAGAGACUCUAAUCGCUCCACUCUUCUGGCCACCAUCCAGGAACAUGGAUACCCCACCAUCAAUCUGGGCAUUGUUGGAGACAACCCUGAUGACCUGCUGUCAGCUCUCCAUGAGGGAAUCAGUCGUGCCGAUGUCAUCAUCACCUCAGGGGGAGUAUCCAUGGGAGAGAAGGACUACCUGAAACAGGUGCUGGAUAUUGACCUUCAUGCUCAGAUCCACUUUGGACGAGUCUUUAUGAAGCCAGGUCUUCCUACUACCUUUGCCACAGUUGACAUUGAUGGAACUCGGAAGCUCAUCUUUGCUCUGCCAGGUAACCCGGUGUCUGCAGUAGUGACCUGUAACCUGUUUGUGAUUCCUGCUCUGAGGAAGAUGCAAGGCAUUCUGGACCCUAGACCUACAUUUAAAGCUAGGCUUUCCUGUGAUGUGAAGCUGGAUCCCAGACCAGAAUACCACCGCUGUAUUUUAACCUGGCAUCAUCAGGCGCUGCCCUGGGCACAGAGCACAGGUAACCAGGUGUCCAGCAGGCUGAUGUCGAUGCGUAGCGCCAACGGCCUGCUGAUGUUACCUCCUAAAACAGAGCAGUACGUGGAGCUGCAUAAGGGAGAGGUUGUGGACGUCAUGGUCAUCGGACGGCUAUGA